This is a messenger RNA of Amphibalanus amphitrite, 2820 nucleotides long. RefSeq lists its product as uncharacterized. The transcript has 2 exons. Gene Ontology annotation, cellular component: extracellular matrix. The record is from RefSeq and is a predicted model, not a curated record. Lineage: Eukaryota; Metazoa; Arthropoda; Thecostraca; Balanomorpha; Balanidae. Bases 71 to 1534 code for a protein of 487 amino acids.
AGUUGAAGAUCGGCCCGGGUGGAGAGGGGAAGGCAGAGUGAGGAGAGCGGAGAGAGGGACGGAGGAGGCCAUGAUGAAGGUGCUGGCACUCAUCGUGUCAUUGGUGCUGGUGCUUCCUGCAAACCUGGUGCUGGUCACAACAGCCUACACUGGGCCAUCACCCAGCAGUGCUGCAUUAUUCCCCGAAAUCGCUCAGACCGGGCAAUUAUCCGGCAGCGGUACAUUGUUCAACACCGUCACUAAGACUGCGGCCUCUCCUGGCAACGUCGCAUCAUUCCCUGGCGUUGCCCAGGUUGAGACAUCGCACAACAGCAACACAUCAUCCCCCGAAAUCUCACAGACUGAGGCUUAUUCCACAUCACAACCCGAUGUCAUUUCCCCUGAAACCAACGCUACGGAGCGUCAAGGAGCUAGCUCUAACAAAACUGGAUCAAAAAAUGGCACGACGAUUGUAGAAGCCGUUAGUGAGGUUUCAAACACAACUGAGAAUCUGAAGGAGUCUGAAGGAGUUCAGGCGUCCCAGUACAGCUAUGUCACCGUGCCCGCAGAUAAAGCUGCGCUAGGAACGGCCAUCAAAGUUGAUGGUGGAAGUAGUGGUGGUGUAUACGACGACGACGACGAUGAUGGACUUCAAGUAGGAGUUGAGCGCUACGCAGGCUUAGCCCGUACCUUCGGAAGCGACGACGACGGUAACCGUCCGUUCAUUGGUCCCCAACUGCCUGACAUCGUCCCUGAGUCGCUUCCUCCGCUGGAACCCAUACCGGAGCCGGAACCUGAACCUUCUCUGCCUCUGCCGGAGCCGGAGCCAGAGCCGGAGCCUCUGCCCGCAGCGCAGCCGCUGGUGCAGCUGCCUCCGGUUCCGGAGCCUCUUCCACACCCGGAGCCUCUUCCUCUUCAGGACACUCCUGUGGACCUUCCCUAUUACCCUCCCAUUGUCGAGAUUCCUCCUCCUGUGGUGGCUGUUCCCAUCGCCCCACCGCCAGAGAUCCACUCUAUACCCGACUACAGCUAUGGCUACGGCAUUGAUGACCCUGCCUCGGGCGUACAAAACACCAAAGAGGAAACACGCUUCGGUGACCGCACUGAGGGCUCGUACUCGACGCUGCUUCCCGACGGCCGGAGGCAGAUCGUCACGUACUGGGUGGACGGCAACUCGGGCUACAACGCCCAGGUCACCUACGAGGGUGUAGCGCAUCACCCUGUGCCUGUAGCUGAACAGCCUGUCUAUGCUGCUGGCCAUGAUUACGUCCAACCUGCUCUCAUCGAUAACCAUCCUCCUUACGAUGACAUCGCCAUUGCCGACAACCACGUCAAUGUGGGUUCGCUUCAGGGCGCUGACAUCUCGACAAUCGUCGACGCCGUCUUCAGGAGUGACGGUCUCAGUGCGAGAGAACUUCCCGCUGGAGGCGAUCUUGACGAUGAUCUGGAGCGCAUAUUUGAUCGAACUCCGAUUCGAGGAGGUUAUAAGUAUACCGGAGAGAAUAACGCUCUGUGUCGGUGUUACUACGCAGAGCCGGCAUUUGGACGACGCUAAUCUUAUCUGCUUGUUUAUAAGUGUCAGUUAUUGCACGAGAUAUUGCGAUUCAGCGCGUAACUUUCAAUAAAUCUAUCAAAAUUGUCCGUCCAUUUGGUGUGCGUUGUUGCGAUAAAUACGAAAUUGUGUUUAUUGAAUUGUUCCGUUGCUAUAUCUUAGCAUAUUUAUCUCAGUCGUUUUCUCUUCUGCAUCCUCUUUUGUUUUUAUUCUAUUGUAUCUUCGCACAGCCAUAUUUCCACGAACCAUUCCAGUGUCGUAUGUUUCACAGAUGACAUGCACCAGGCAUUGAUGACCGAGGACGGGGACGUGUUAUGUAAUUGGUCUUGGAAGCGAGACCGGAGACUGGAUCGAUCCCAUACUGCGGAUGGUGCGACGCUGUAUAUGACCGAGAUCGGGUUGCAGUUAUACAUCAAAACCAGUGGACUGGAGGGGGGAAACGCAGCCAUUUGUGCGCUUUGAUGGUGUGAAUUGAAAGCUCUUCAACAUUGCUUCUUAUGUGUUUGUCUGUGUGUUGAUGUAAAGAUGAUUUAAUGAUGAUAUAAGCGAAGCGCCAAAGAAAAAAAAAAUGGUGAGAUUCGGAUGUAUUGUCUGUUCAAUAUAUUUUGAAGGCAAUAACUACGGUAUAAGAUGAAACAAACAUUGCAUGAAAGUCCGUAACUUUUAGUUAAAGGUACAGGAACAGCAUUAAAGGUUGUUGUGACUUUGUGAGGAAUGUCAAGCCUAAUUCUGUGCUUCUUUCAUCCUUUGAUGUUUGCGGUAUGCUGCAUGGGUUUGACAGCAACUGUGUUCAAUAUGCAAACAAGUACAAUACCAAUAUGUAAUCAAGGUCUCACAACAUUGCAUGCAACUCUCAAAGUGAAAUAGUUUCGGGUUACUAAGCAGCCAAUGGCCUUUGCUUAGCAACCACAAGCACAGGCGAUAUAGACCUUAUUUUCAAUCCGCGCCUAUCGUGUGUGUCAACGCACUGGGAGUGCCUGGGAACGAGCAAACGCACUAGGGAGCGAAUUCUAUAUCUAUCCUCCUACAAAGCAGCGCGCUUGCCACCAAAUGCGGCUUCUGGCUGCACGCUGGGUCAUUAUCAUUGCUUGGAUCGCGCUUAGUGCGGAAAUGUAAGCGAACCGAAACAAGUUCAUGCCACCUGUCGUAUCGGAACGUAGAAGUCACGGUGCAUGACGCUUGUCUUUACUGUUGCGCGCUUUGUCCUUGCAUUUUUUACGAAGCCUAGCUAGCGUGAGUUCAUUUGCUGGCUGGUUGAAGUAUUCACUGUACAAUAAAGAUUUAUGUCA